CUCGCAAGCAAAACCCAUCUCACAAGCAACAAUUUCUCCAACACCCACAACACCACAAAGCAAAACUCUCUGUUAGUCAUUUUCUCAAACACAUGGCAACGCCCAAUUUGGCAAUCAGGAUGAGGGUGCUGAUUCCACAAAUGUUGGCGCUGCUUGUGCUGUGCCUAAUGGCCUCACAGGGGAAUGCCUUGGUGCCCUACACUAGGUCACUGUGGGACAUGAUGCUCCCAACAGAGGAUCCUUUUAGAAUCCUUGAGCAAACCCCUCUAACAAUCCCAAAAUCAAUGGAGACACCAUUGGCAUUGGCAAGGGCAGACUGGAAGGAGACACCCACAUCACAUGUAAUCACACUUGACAUUCCGGGGAUGAAGAAGGAUGAUGUGAAGAUUGAGGUUGAGGAGAACAGAGUGUUGAGGAUAAGUGGGGAGAGGAAAGAUGAGGAGGAGAUUGAAGGAGAGAAAUGGCACAGAGUUGAGAGGACGAAUGGGAAGUUUUGGAGGCAGUUCAGGUUGCCUGCAAAUGCAGAUUUGGAUCAAAUCAAGGCACAUCUGGAGGAUGGGGUUUUGAGGAUUACUGUUCCUAAAUUUGCAGAGCAGAAGAAGAGGCAGCCUAAAGUGAUCAACAUUGCUGGGGAGGAAGGCUCUUCUGCUCAGGAUAUUAAGGCCACCAAAGCUGAAAUGUGAAAAGUAAUUUGAGGGCUUUUGAUCAGUGUGUGUGUGUAUGUUUGGUUCUUGUAUUUGACGGGAUCUUGUUUUCCUUGUACGGAUCCGGAGUCUAAUGAUAAAAUGAACUAUAAAUUGUAAUGUGAUUUAUAUGUAAUAAAAAUGUUCCCUAUUGGUUUUCCUAAAUAA
This is a messenger RNA of Tripterygium wilfordii, 851 nucleotides long. RefSeq names its product 22.0 kDa class IV heat shock protein-like. Bases 93 to 683 code for a protein of 196 amino acids. NCBI's taxonomy places the organism in Eukaryota, Viridiplantae, Streptophyta, Magnoliopsida, Celastrales, Celastraceae. Gene Ontology annotation, biological process: response to heat; protein folding; response to hydrogen peroxide. The transcript has a single exon. The record is from RefSeq and is a predicted model, not a curated record.